Molecule: messenger RNA, 1799 nt
Organism: Rana temporaria (common frog)
Lineage: Eukaryota; Metazoa; Chordata; Amphibia; Anura; Ranidae
Product: E3 ubiquitin/ISG15 ligase TRIM25-like
Exons: 1
Coding region: 187-1791 (534 amino acids)
Molecular function (GO): zinc ion binding; protein binding
Source: RefSeq, a predicted model, not a curated record
CUCUGUCUUUGGCAGAAAAAGGGUUACUGGAGGAGGGUGGAUCUCACUUUACAAGGAGGGAAGACUUCAAUUUACAUGACAAAGCCUCCAAAGCAACUCUCAUCACCAGUAUAAGACCAAGUCCCAAAGUUGCAUCACCAGACAUUUGACCUUGUUACCACCACCAGCUAUUUGUCCUUCUCCAAAAUGGAAUCUGCUGACCUGAGAGAUGAGCUCAAGUGCCCCAUCUGCCUGAACCUCUUUAAGGAUCCCGCAAACCUCAAAUGCGGACACAACUUCUGCUAUGAUUGUAUUUUAACUGCGCUGGAUGCACAAGAGUGGUCUGAAGUUUUUUCCUGUCCGGAGUGCAGAGAGCAGCAUACGGAGCGCCCCAUGCUGAUGAAGAAUGGGAAGUUGAGUAAAAUCAUGACAUUGCUCAAAACGGCUUACGAUGAGAAAGUCUUGUGUACGUACUGCGAUUCUCCCGAACCAGCUUCUAAAUCAUGUCUGUUAUGCGAGGCCUCAUUCUGUGCAAAGCACCUAAGUUACCACAGCAAGUCACCGGAUCACAUUUUAACGGAACCCACCAAAUUCAGAGAGAGGAAAUGCUCCGCGCAUCAAGAGACUCUUAAAUUUUUCUGCUCGGACGAUAAUACCUGUAUCUGUAUGUCCUGCUGGGAGGCCGGAGACCACAAAGGACACCAGGUGGACCUUCUGAACGUGGCCUCUGAGAAGAAGAAAGAGAAACUGAGAAAAUGUACAGUUACAUUGGACUCUGAGAGACAGGAGAUCCGGAGGAGGAUCCAGAACCAGAACAGUCACCGGAGUCAAGAAGACAAGAAAUCCUUCGCUGUUACCCGGAGCUACACUGACUUGCUUCUAGAAAUUAUGCAACAGCUGAGUGGCGUAGAGAAGGGAGCGCAAAAAGAGAUCCGAAGACAGAAGCAGCAGAUCGCCCAGUCCAUCUCGGAUCUGAAUGGGAGGCUGAAGAAAAAGGAGGCCAACUUGUCCAGGAGGAUUAUUGAGAUACAAGAACUGUGUGACAUCCAAGACCCAUUAAGUGUCUUAAAAACGGCGCCUACCGGAGAUCUCAUGGGUCCUGGGACAGAGGAUACCGCCGAUGAUGUAAGGAAUCCGGCCGAUGAUGUAAGGAAUCCGGCCGAUGAUGUAAGGAAUACGGCUUGUCUAAAGGAGGGCAUGAUCGCGCAGAUACUAGAGAGUGGGCUCCUCACCUUGACUCAGAGUCUGAAGGAUCUGAUGACAAAGAGACAAUUUUCGGUAAAAGAGAAAUCCAAUAUUUUCUUCGAUUUAGAUACAGCGAACUUUAAGCUGCUUAUAUCAAAGGAUCAGAAGAGAGCCACGAAUGCUGGAAUCUGCGUGAACAAGCCUAUUAGUCCUCGGAGGUUCAACUGCAGCCAGGUAUUGAGCGUACAAAGAUUCACAUCCGGGACACACUAUUGGGAGGUGGAUGUGAGCGAAGCGGAGGAAUGGAUGAUCGGGGUGGCCAGUGAAAACAUGGAGAGGAAGAUUUCGGGAAGUAUGUCCUUAUUGGGUUAUAAUAACAAAUCCUGGUGUCUAAUUCAAACCACGUCAAAGCUUCACGUCCAGCACAGGGACAUUUCUACAAAGAUAGACUCGGCACCUUCCCUAAAGACUGUUGGGGUUUAUCUGGAGUAUGAAGCCGGCCGCCUGUCCUUCUACCGGACAUGUGACCUCGUUGUACACCUCCACACCUUCACCACCGCCUUCGCUGAACCCCUCCAUGCCGCUUUCCAUGUACUUCCACAAACCUCUAUCAGAAUUAAAACUUAAAUACUCUA